Molecule: messenger RNA, 928 nt
Organism: Ilex paraguariensis (yerba mate)
Lineage: Eukaryota; Viridiplantae; Streptophyta; Magnoliopsida; Aquifoliales; Aquifoliaceae
Source: the annotation of a GenBank genome assembly
GCUUGAAGUUCAACAACCUUCAAUGGCUUCUCUGCAAGUUUCGAAUUACAGAACUUUCGACCAAUCGGCAAAUCUCAGAAUCUUUUCUUCGUUUGAUAAAACUGUGAGUUGCUCUUCUUUUUGGGGCAAAGAAUUGUGUUUGAUCGACGGAGGUUUAUCGGUUGUUGGUUUUGGAGAGAAGCGACGUUUUAGUCGGAGAAUUUCUAGGGUUUUUGCAAUGUCUUCGACGUUCAAGAUGAAUCUGAAUGAGUAUAUGGUGACUCUUGAGAAACCACUUGGUAUUCGGUUCGCUCUCUCGGUCGAUGGCAAGAUCUUCGUUCAUGCUCUCAAGAAAGGGGGUAAUGCGGAGAAGUCAAGGAUUAUAAUGGUGGGUGACACAUUGAAGAAGGCGGGUGAAUCGUCUGGUGCAAAGCUUGUUGAGAUUAAGGACUUCGGUGAUACAGAGAAGAUGAUGGAAGUGAAAUCUGGAUCUUGUAGCCUUGUCCUUGAGAGACCCUUCUCUCCUUUUCCUAUUCAACAACUUCUUCUCAUGAGUGAUCUUGAUAUUUUAUUUAAUAGAGGUCGUGUUGCUGUCUCCAGUUGGAACAAAAAUAUAUUGGCCUCAAACUUGCAAACAUCUUCUGAGGGCAGCGGGAAUUCUGGGUUUGUGAUGUUCUCCUCAAAAUUUCUAACUUCCCGAGGAUGGAACUUCUUGAAUGACCAAAAUGGACAGGCUCAGUCGCAACUGUGGAAAAACACUCCUGCUGCACCAUUGAGCCAACUUGUGACCAUAUUUGCCGAGGAAGAAUCAGGAGAGGCUGAAUGGGCUCAUGGGAGUUUUCCAUUGGAGGAAUACAUUAAGGCAUUGGAUCGUUCUAAAGGGGAAUUAUAUUACAAUCACAGUCUUGGUACAAGGUAUAGUAAGGUAUGGCAUUUAGGUAAUUUAUGA